This is a messenger RNA of Sclerotinia borealis F-4128, 687 nucleotides long. Lineage: Eukaryota; Fungi; Ascomycota; Leotiomycetes; Helotiales; Sclerotiniaceae. The record is from the annotation of a GenBank genome assembly.
AUGUCCCUCCAAGGCAACCCCACAAUAACCUACACCUACCUAACCCGCCCCCGCCCCUCCCAAACACCUCCCUUCUACCUGCCCACCUUCCCAGAAAUUUCCGGACCUCGAGGCACAACCCGCAAGCCUCUGGCCCCCGAGACCGUCGGGCAAUUGCAAGCCCGAUAUAAUGGGCAGGUCAAAGAUUGGGAGUGCAUGGCUAGGCAAGGGAUAAAGGUGGCUCUUUUUGCCAAGUUGAGCACCAACCUCGUUUUGCCUUCGGGUAUAAAUAAGAAUCUGUUGGUUCAGCCGGAUGCUGCUUGGAUUGCCCAAAAGCCGGAGCGCGUCGUCUUUGCUAAUCUUGGCAACUCCAUCACUGCUGCCGCCCUCGGACUCGCGAUCCAACAGUCUGCCAGGGGUCUGCCUUCUGCGGCUGGCAGCCCGCAGAUGGUUGUGUCGGGUUAUGGUAUUCCCGCUGUUCCCGCUCCGGCUGCGGUUCCAAUUGCUCCUCCAAUUCUCCCCCCUCUGCCCCUCCUACCCCUCCCCCACGCUGCGCCGUUCCUCGCUGCUCCUCCCGCCAUCGCUCCUUUGGCUCCUGCCCCGCCCCUUCCCGCCUCUGACGAAGAGGAAGAAGAUGAUGAUCCCACUGGAGAGUGGACCCAGAUGCUCCUCCGCCAGGGGGAUAUCCAACCAAGACGCGACGCCUAA